Messenger RNA from Dufourea novaeangliae, 2796 nucleotides. RefSeq names its product kinesin-like protein KIF6. Gene Ontology annotation, biological process: microtubule-based movement. Lineage: Eukaryota; Metazoa; Arthropoda; Insecta; Hymenoptera; Halictidae. Gene Ontology annotation, cellular component: microtubule; kinesin complex. The record is from RefSeq and is a predicted model, not a curated record. Gene Ontology annotation, molecular function: microtubule motor activity; ATP hydrolysis activity; ATP binding. The transcript is spliced from 15 exons. The coding region runs from base 1 to 2772 and encodes 923 amino acids.
AUGGUUAAGAAUGCGAUCAAAGUGUACGCUAGACUGAGACCCGAACAGAAUCGGAAGAACAUAUUUGAUUACAAAGUGUAUCGUCGACCGAGGGAAAAUUUAGAAGAAGAUUACUUGACCCUCAAUUCCCCGACGCAAAAAACGAAGGACUAUCCCGACAAUCGUCCAGAGUCCUGGAAUUACUCUUUCUUCCGGAUAUUCGAUGAAUCCUCGUCGCAGGAGGAUGUGUUCGAGAACGUGGCGCAGCCGGUGAUGGAAAGCGCCCUGGACGGAUACAACGGGACCAUUUUCGCCUACGGUCAGACGGCCAGUGGGAAGACGUACUCGAUAAUCGGUCAUCGAGGAGUCCGCGGCAUCAUACCGAGGUGCUUGCAGUACCUGUUCGACGUCAUUCAAAAGCGGCCGGAGAACGUGUACACCGUCGAGGUGGCUUUUCUGGAGAUCUACAACGAGAACGGCUACGACCUGUUGGACAGGAGGCAACGAGAGUUCGCGGUUACGAGAUUGGAAGAUUUACCACGAGUCACCAUCCAGGAAGACGAGAACGGUCAGCUACACUUGAAGAAUCUUACGUUUCACGGAGUCGGAUGCUUGGAGGAUGCCUUCGAGCUGUUGCUGGUGGGCGAUAACAAUCGAGUUACCACGGAGACCCCAAUGAACCCCCAGUCAUCAAGAUCUCACUGCAUCUUUACCAUCAUUCUUUCCAUGAAGGAGUUCGGCGCUGAUCGCUAUAAGCGGGUGAAAGUACACCUGGUGGACCUAGCUGGGUCCGAACGGGUCUACAAAUGCUCGAUAACUGGCACCAUUCUGACCGAGGCGAAGCACAUUAACCUGAGCCUACAUUACCUGGAGCAAGUCAUAGUGUGUCUGGGUCAGGAGACCGCGGGUCACAUUCCGUACAGAAAUUCUUACUUGACGUCGAUCUUAAGGGAUAGUCUGGGCGGAAACUGCAUGACCACCAUGUUGGCUACAUUGAGCCUCGCGUCUUCAAAUAUGGAGGAAACAAUUUCCACGUGCAGAUUCGCCCAAAGGGUGGCUCUGAUUAAGAACGACGUGAGGUUGGUCCUCGAGACGAGCAUUCAAAGCGAGAACGCAUUGCUGAAAUUGGAGAACGAGAGACUGAAGCAACACAUUAGAACCCUGACAGGACAAACUUCUCAAGAACUUUCAGCUGAGAUCAAAUGGAAGCUGGAUUCUCAAAUUAGAAAUUUCUUAGAAUCGAAUACGAAGAUCUGCUGGGAUUAUAGUCCGAAGAGUAUCGAUUACUGCUUCGAUAACUUUAAAAGGACCGUCCAGUUGUGUAGAGACCCGAACAGUUGCUUGAAGAAGAUGGAAUAUUACAAGGAUAUGGUUCUCCAGAGAGAUAAGGAAAUUUCAUUGCUGAUCGAUCUGCUGAAGAAGGAGAGAGGAAAACAACAGUGCAACCUGAAAGAAGGUUCUUGCGACGAAUCAAGAUUAACUGGUGACGGAGAAAGUAACACAAAAUUAACUGAUAAAUCGAGGACACGAAAUGGAGAUUCUGAAGGAAUUAAAUUGUGCACAGAAUCUAUUGGAGAGCCAUGCCUGGAAAUGAUUCAACCAACAAGUAAUCGAUGCUUGUUAACAACUGUCCUAGAAAAUCGAACGAAAAAUGCUGAAAAUACACUUACGAACGUUAAUACAUCAUCUACUAUUGCCAAUGUUCUUGGCGACAAAAUAAUUUCAACAUCCAAUCAUAUUCUUCCAAAAAAGCACAAGAAGAAACUUAAAGAUUCUAAAUCUGUGCUUCUGAAUCACAUCGAGAAUAAUCUGCAGAGUAUCAAUAUUGAUGAAAGUAGAACCAAUUGUAAUAAGAACGAUGUUAACAACGGUGUAAAUGCUGCUACCAAUAAUAUCGCGAAAAUUGUAAGUCGAAAGAAUUCUCUUGAACAAAUUUCAAUGAUAAGAAAAAUUUCUACGGAGAAUCUGAAGCCAGAAUUGUUAAAUUGCAACGUUGUCAACUUAACCAUGCCUAAUUCAACGGAAGAUAAGGACAAAUCGAUCGGUCAAGAAGAAAAUCAGCAGUCCUUGCGUAAGUCUGAGAAGAAACAAAUCAGACAUGGCGAUAUUAAACCUGCAACAAAGAGGAAUAUUCGGUCGAGACACAAUUCACAGACAGAACUUACAAUUAACGAAGAAUGCAAUACAAAUCGUAAAACUGCAUCACAAAAUAUUAUAACCGAAGAUAUUAAUGAACAGGAUCACUCAAUUUCAUUUUAUCAGAAAACAUUGUAUUUCAAUGUGCCUCGAACUGAAAUACAAUCAGAUAAUCUCGGUAUUAAAAAAGAAUUCGAAACACCUAUCGUUGACAAUAAUAAUAUGGAUCUAGCAAUUUCUUCGAGAUCAAGUUCUUCCUAUUCUCAUUUACAAAAUGGCAAAAGACACGUUGACGAUGUUAUGUCACAAAGACACGUAGAACCUAUCGAGAUAAACAAUAUUUGCAACGAGAAGGAGGAUAUUAGAGUUCAGUCAACGAGAAGUAAUAUUUUCCUUGCCAACAGUGAAAUCGAGAGUAAUAGAAGUAAAAGAAGUGGAAGGAAGUCGAGUGUCUGUAGCUUCACGGCCGAAUGGCCCGAAAAAUCGAAUAUCAUUAGCGGAAGAAGAAGGGUCGAGAAGGAAGGGUUCGACGCGAAGACAGAAUACAAUGGAAAUAAUGACAGUUUCGAAGACUCCCUGCCUCUGACAGGUGAUCCUGAAAUCGACGAAGAAAUCAUUGCCUUUUACAAGGCGAAACGAUCUGGUGGCAUUUAUUAACAAGCUCCUCAUUCAAACAGUACU